AUGUCUGCUGCCAGCUGUCUGCUGACUGAAGAUCAGUUUCUGUGCUCCAUCUGUCUGGAUUGUCAGUGUCCCAACUGCAAAGAGGAUUUCGACAGAAGACCUGAACUACGCGUCAACACUUUCAUCUCUGAGAUGGCUGCUCAGUUCAGACAGUCAGCUCAACAGGAAGCCAGCAGCAGCAGCUCAGAGCAACAAGUUGUCAAACCAGGAGAAGCUCCCUGUGACGUCUGCACUGGAACCAGACUGAAGGCCCUGAAGUCCUGCCUGAAAGGCUUAAAAAGACAUCAGCUGAUCGACCCUGUGGAGAACCUGGAAGGAAGGAUGUGUGUGAAGCACGAUAAACUGCUGGAGCUGUUCUGUAAGACCGACCAGGUGUGUGUCUGCAUGCUCUGCACCUAUUCAGACCACAAGACACAUGAUGUUGUUCCUCUGAAAGAAGGAUAUGAAGGAAAGAAGGCUGAGCUGGGGAAGACAGAGGCUGACAUUCAGCAGAUGAUCCAGAAGAGACGACUGAAGAUUCAGGAGACGAAACGCUCAGUGGAGCUCAGUAAGGAAGGAGCAGACAGAGAGAUAGCAGAUGGUGUUCAGGUCUUCACCGCUCUGAAGGAGUUGAUUGAGAAAAGCCAGGCCGAGCUCAUCGACAUGGUCAAAAGGGACCAAAGACUUUCAGAGGAACAUGUUGAAGGCUUCAUCAAAGACUUCACGUCCCUGAACGCUGCUCUAUUCACUCAUGACUCAACAGACGGCGAUGUGUUCCUAGAUAACUAUGAGUAUGAAGUUAGGACCGCUGUGGAUAAACUGUUUGCUGAGUUUGGGCUGAUGAGGGUCCAGCGUUAUGAGGUGGAUGUGACUCUUGAUCCUGAUACAGCACAUCCCGGACUCAUCCUGUCUGAUGAUGGAAAACAAGUUAAACUUGGUAAUGUCAGGAAGAAUGUACGAGACGAUCCAGAGAGAUUUAAUAAAUGUGCUAAUGUCUUGGCAAAGCAGAGUUUCUCUUCAGGAAGGUUUUACUACGAGGUUCAGGUUAAAGGAAAUACUGACUGGACUCUAGGAGUGGUCGGAGAGUCGAUCGACAGGAAGGGAGACCUCACAGUGAGCCCUGAGAAUGGUUUUUGGAUGCUCUGA
This is a messenger RNA of Trematomus bernacchii (emerald rockcod), 1125 nucleotides long. RefSeq names its product E3 ubiquitin-protein ligase TRIM39-like. The transcript is spliced from 5 exons. NCBI's taxonomy places the organism in Eukaryota, Metazoa, Chordata, Actinopteri, Perciformes, Nototheniidae. The record is from RefSeq and is a predicted model, not a curated record. Gene Ontology annotation, molecular function: zinc ion binding; protein binding. Bases 1 to 1125 code for a protein of 374 amino acids.